Messenger RNA from Macadamia integrifolia, 1174 nucleotides. RefSeq names its product transcription factor MYB80-like. The transcript is spliced from 3 exons. Lineage: Eukaryota; Viridiplantae; Streptophyta; Magnoliopsida; Proteales; Proteaceae. The record is from RefSeq and is a predicted model, not a curated record. The coding region runs from base 11 to 1042 and encodes 343 amino acids.
UUAUUUUGAGAUGGGUCGGAUCCCGUGUUGUGAGAAGGACAAUGUGAAGAGGGGACAGUGGACCCCUGAAGAAGACAACAAGCUAUCUUCCUACAUCGCCCAACAUGGCACCCGUAACUGGCGCCUCAUCCCCAAGAAUGCUGGUCUGCAGAGGUGUGGGAAGAGCUGUCGCCUCCGGUGGACCAACUAUCUCCGGCCAGAUCUAAAGCAUGGCGAGUUUUCAGAAGCAGAAGAGCAAGCCAUUGUCAAGCUUCACUCUGUUGUUGGAAACAGGUGGUCUCUAAUAGCUGCACAAUUGCCCGGCCGUACUGACAAUGAUGUCAAGAACCACUGGAAUACAAAGCUGAAGAAGAAGCUGUCGGGGAUGGGAAUAGACCCCGUGACACACAAGCCCUUCUCACACCUGGUGGCUGAGAUAGCCACCACCCUCGCCCCACCCCAGGUAGCUCACCUUGCUGAGGCAGCUCUUGGCUGCUUCAAGGACGAGAUGCUCCACCUGCUAACCAAGAGGCGCAUUGACUUUCAGCUCCAACACCAACACCAAACCUCUGCACCUGGGUUUGAAGUAUCCCCACUCCCUGAACCUGUUGGAGGGAGCUCUGCAGCCACUACCUUUGUCACAGAGAGUACUCAUGAUAAGGAUGACACCAUACAGAAGAUUAAGUUAGGCCUCUCCAGGGCAAUGCAAGAACCCGAUGCAGUACCCACUAACAAGCCCUGGACUACAGCCUCCAUAGGAGAGACAUCUGAGGGAUUUGCCAGAGCCUGCAAUGAGUUUCCAGCAGCAGUUUCUGGCUUCCAUUUUGGCCCAUCAUCUUAUGGUAACGAUGGGGAAGCAUCCCCUUGGAGCCAGAGUAUGUGUACCGGAAGUACAUGUACUGGAGGAGGAGGUGAUCAACCAGAAGGAUUGCAUGAGAGAGAACAGGAUGAGGAUGGAGAGGAGGCAGAAGGUGGAAAAACUGUUGGAAAAGGGUCCAGCAUAUUCAAUUCUGAUUGUGUCUUGUGGGAUUUAUCUGAUGAUCUGAUCAACCCUAUUGUUUAGUGGGACAUCAAGUAGCAUUUGGCAAUGCCAUCAUAAGGACGAAUAAACUUCUCAUGACAUUUCUAUUAAAAGUUAUGUAUUACUUGUAUUGUAAAUAAAGUCAUAUCACAGACUUCUACAACAAGGAUACUC